GCGUUAAACGUUUCUGUGCCCAUUUCAUUUUCCCAUGAAUGCAAACGGUUGGAUAAAUCUAAGUCCACAAAGUACGAAAAAAGCUAUCAUUUUAGCAUAGCUUUUAUUUGAGUCAUUUCCUGUUUUUAAAUUCGCUAGCUUGAUGUAGCAACUUUUGGCUGUGUGAUCCCCCUCCGGUUUGAUAAAAGACGACGUUUUGAACAAGUUACUUAUUGAAAACCACCCUGGACAAAAGUCUACAAGUUACUCAUAUAAAAGAGUGAAAGAGCCGCCUAGGUGAUUUCCUCUCCACCCACAGUUUUAUAAGAAAACAAUUAAAUGAAAUAGCAGCAGCGAUGUUGGCCUGUAUCCAGCGCAGGCAUGGAUAUGAGUUUUGCAGACACAAUGGCUGACACCCAGACAGUUCUCCACGUCCUUGCCUCAGAUAAGUGAACCCUUCACAUGCAGACACCAGAGGGGGGUGGCUGGGUUGUAGUGGGGGAUAGGGUGUCGGGGUUCAGCACUUUUGACCACUGGGCCUCUCCACCUUGAAAGGACCUUGUUGAAUAGCACAGUCAUAAAUUGCGGGAUGAGCCAAAAACCUCCCCCCAUCACAAACCCCAAUGCCGCCCUCCACUCUGUUCAAUGAGUGGAUGGUGGUUUCCAUCUCGGCUAGCCUCUCGCUCUUUAUAGAGAUGAAAGGAUAAGCAGAAGAAUGGGCACAAAAGACUGGUAGGUUCGUGUUACCGGGAUGGCCCUCGGAGAAAGCUCAUGAAAGCCUUUGAGGAUGGGAGAAGACACAGAAACCAACAGGGAGACGGCCCGUCGUCAAAAGACAUUUGGCAUGAAGCCCCGAUGCUAAAACGGCUCACCUGUGGACUCAAUUCAAACUCAAACCUUGAUCUUAAAGCAGUCACAUUAAAUAUUGUUAUUGUCCUAUUUCAUCUAAUCACUUUUAGUUCAAUACAUGGGUAAUAACUCAAUGUAGUUAAAUUACUUUAUUGUAAUUAAAUUACUAUACACACACUGAAACUUUAGAGCAUAAUAUGACAUAAUGUCAACAUGUUUAAGUGUUUUCUGUCCCACACCCACAACAUUUUUUUAACUUUAUUGGUGGUCAGAUAUUUACAGUACAACAUCAAAAGACACGCAACAAGGCUAAAAAUAAACUAGCUUUUGGAUUCAAAUACAUUGUGCAUUAUGCCAAUGUGGAGUAAAUCUCGUUUGGUGAGUUGAUCAAUGUCAUCAUUAAACACAUCAUUGAUCAGAUUGGCGAAUUCUGACAAAGCUGAUCAGCCAAUUAGAAUAGAAUGCUAACUAUCGGCCGAUAACAAUCAAGCCGAUCAGAUCAUUAUAAAGUUUAAUUGGGAGUUUAGUGAGACUUGAGCCUUCUUUAUACUUGCUGGAGCGGUGACCAAGCUGGCGUAACUGCGGCUAUCCUGCAUGUACUUUGCCUUUAUACUGAAGCGCAACCCACAUCGCAGUUUGAAAAUUUACUGCAGUUUCCUUUCAUGUCACGUGUACCGCCAUCGCUGGUAUUAACCAGUUGAUAUGUUUAAUUGUGGUGCAAAAUUGAUCAAGAAGGCGUUGACAUAGGUGGUAUGUGGAACAGAGAGGAACAGUGAGUACGUCAUCGCAGCAUGUGACUAAAAAAGACCAAUCACAAGAGGUGAUCUCUGCGGCAUUUUACAUGCAGAAACAAUAUUUGCUGUGUGGAUGUUCACUGAUGCACCACUCUGGUCAAUGCUUUGGUCACCUGAUGCAAUGCAGGUGUUGUCAGGGUAUAAAGACACCUUUACAAUAAAUAUAAAUUGUCUACACCCCUUCACAGGUAAAUGAUUGCUAAACAUUUCCAUUAUUAAUGUGACAUACAAGCUGUUCAACUCAGAACCAAACAACUCGGAUAAUGUGGUUGCACAAGUGUCCCCCCCAAUAUAAGUGAGGAUUUCGCUGAUUUCAGAGUUACCCAGUCACUAACAAAAUCAAUUCAAACGCUUGCUAAAUGAUGGUCACCAUACAUCUGCCACCAUUUCAAGUACCUCUGAGUAACGCCAAUGAAGUUGAGCUCCUCUGAUUUCCCAACAUAUUAAUGGUGGGAAUGGUUUUGAAGUGAUUUAUCUAGGUCUAAUUUUCUUAUACCACCAAAACCUGGUAUUUAAACGUUGGAUGUAUCGACUUUUUAUAUCAACCGUGUCCCAAUGAACUUACAUUUGGUCUCAAAUUUGCAUGAAUCAGAUAAGGACACAAUUCUAACAGCAGGAAAUCAUGCACUGUUUAGUUUUACACACAACGUAGCAGGAAAUUGAAAAGUAACCAAAUAAAUCCUGAUUUGUGCCAAUUUUAUGUGUGUGCCUGUGAUACUAUGUGUACAGUAAUUGAUGUGGCGUGACCCCUGCCAAGAAUAGCAAAGCAUGCAACUAUUUGAUGCCCCUCUAAAAAUGAUUAUAAUUGUUUACAAGCCAAAAGAAGAAGAUAUUAAGAGUUGAAACUAGGGACAGGAAAGUACUGAUGCCAUAUAAUGGCAGUGGGUCAUUACUUGCCUUAUUUCAAUUUAUUGGAUACUUAUGAAGUAUUACUUAUGAUACUUAAGGCACAAAAAGAAAAAUGACAAGAGCUCGUAAGACGAUGGAUGUUGAAACAGGACAAUGAGUUAAAACACAAGCAAAUCAACAACAGAAUGGCUUCGGAAGAAGAAAACGCAAAUUCUGGAAUGGCCCUGUCAAAGUCCUGACCUCAACCUGAUUCAGGUGGUGCAGAAUGACAUCAAGAGAGCUAUUCCCAUCCCAGCAAUCUCCAUGAAGCAACAGUUUUGUCGCAAGGAAUGGUCCUAAAUUCAUUGAAAUCAUUUUGCGCAUCUGAUCUGCAGCUACAGGAAACCUUUGGUUGAGGUUAGUGCUGCCAAAGGAAGGUCAACCACUUAUUAAAUCCAAGGGUAAAUUUACUUUCCUCAGACCUGUGAAUGUUUAUAAACAUGUUUUAACUCUAUAUAUUGUAAAUAUGAGAACACAGGAUUAUUUGUUUGGUAUUAGUUCAGGCAGACCCUGUUUAUUUAGUCUUGCGAACAUGGUAAUGAUCUGAUGAUGAUCAGAUAAAUUCAAUAACCAAUUUAUUCAGAAAUUUAUGAAAUUACAAAGGGUUCACGUACUUAGUCCUUCCACUGAUAAAUGUCAGCAAUUCAAAAGAUUUUUAAAGUUUAUUAUUUUGAAUGUUUGCAAUUCGAGGUUUGAUCUGCUAUUGUUGACUGUACUGUACUAUAGUUGAGCUGUUUUCCCUCUUUUCAAGUCCUGUGAAAAGGUUUUAAUGAGAAUUAGUGUUUGACAGCAGAGGCCCCCUUCAAGGAUGCACAGUAGCGCCAUUAAAUUGAGUUUUCCCAAAUGAGUGGGAUCUUCACCUUCAACACACACUCCCACUCUCCUCGUCUGUCUCCCUCAUGGCAUUCCUACUCCUCGGCGGCGUAUUGUGUCACUCACUCGAAAGCCAAUAAAAGCCAUCCGCAGUUCUCUGCAUCGUAGUCUUUGCCCGGACUUGCCCUGCGUGCUGGCAGAUAUUUUGUGCCUGGAGGGGGUCACGUCAGCCAGAGUUUGCAGAGAGAAAGUUGUGAGCGCGGGCAAACAAAGGUGUCGAGCCAAAAGGGCGCCAGUCCUUCUCCUCCUGCUCGUCCUGGUGUCGUCACCUCUGGGAUAUUACCCACUUUACUGUCAACGCCCAUGCCACUAUUUUUAAAACUUUUUUUUUUUUUUUUUUUUGUCGAAGCACCAGAGUCAAAAGGGUGGGAUCAAGGUAAAUUCAAAUACAAACUCUGGGGUUCAAUUUAUCUUUUCAUAAGUGAGGAGUGUACUCUUAGAACUGCUCCAUUACAAAAAGCCCUGAGACAACUGCUGUUGCAAUUUGGCACUAUAUAUAUUGAACCUUGAAUUGAAUUGAAUCUAAUUAAAAACUCACAUUUGGAUGGUGUCAGGUGUGUGCCAAGGCAACAUAUAACACUGAACUGAUGAUUUUAGCCAAUAAGAAGCAUGAAGAAAGUAAUUUCCAGAAAAGUCACAGUAACCUAUCAUACACGCAGAAUUUCAUUCAUUUUCUGUACCACUUAUCCUCACAAGGGUCACAGGUGUGCUGGAGCUGAUCUCAGCUAUCUUCAUGGGUACACCUGAAACUGGUCCCCAGUCAAUCGCAGGGCACACUCAAACAACCAUUUGCAAUUUAGAAUCUUCAGUCAACCUCUCAGACAGGAUUUUGGGAUGUGGGAGGAAACUGGCAUACCCAAAGAAAGUCCACGCACGCACGGGGAAAACUCCACACAGGUGAGGCUGGGAUUUGAACCCUGGUCCUUAGAACUGUGAAGCAAAUGUGGUAACCAGUCACUCACUUUUUCACAUUAAAAGGAAUAAAGAAAAGUACUUAAGAUGUUUAUAACGUUUUUCCAUUUUAUUAAUAUAUGUAUUUUGUUGUGAUUUUAUUUUUUUCCCCGUUUCAAAUGGUCUAUCCCUUUGUAUUCAAAUUAUUUCAAUCAUGUAAAGCUAAUUGAGUUACCUUGUGUAUGAGAUGUGCUAUAUAAAAUAACCCAAAUGAUAAAGUAACAAAGAAACACCUGAAUAAACCUCAAACUGAAGACAAGUCAUGUCAGACAAUGAAAGUCAACAGACAAGCAUUGAAAGAAGCCAGGGAACUAAAUACACACAAAUUGACUAGACAACAAACAACACCUGGACAAGACAAGUGGCUGUUGGGAGCUGAUUGAUCGACAAGACCAAGUGGACACAAUAACCAAAUGAGCACACAAGAUAUGAAAAACAUGGCACACAGGGAAACAAACAAAGCCAAAUACAAUCCAAAACAAACCAGAAGUUUGCAAUACUUCUCCUUAAAGAAAGGAUCCCAGACGUUCCCAAAAGCCACGAACAAAGAAAAAGUUACCAAAACAGGGUGGAUGGAAGAGGGCCUGGAGGCGGGUUGAGAAUCCGCCGCUUCGAGUCAGUCUGGUGGCCAUCCAAGCCACCAGAUGUCAUGUGCUUGACUGGGUCGUUCAGUUGGGCGGUCGUGAUCUCAAAGUCAGUGGCAAUGCAGGGGCUAGGAAAGAGGGUCGAGUAGCCGCUGCUGUACGGUUGCUGUCAGAGCCGGGUCGGGUGGCGGCCGCUUGACAGGCGCUGGUGGAGCAGGGAUGAGGAGUGGCCACCCAACAAGCGACUGCAGAGCAAAGACAGAUGGUGGUGGCUGGACGAGUACCACCAGAGCAAGGAUGGAUGGCGGCUGCUGGACAAGUGCCACCAGAGCAGGGUCAGGUGUCAUCCGCUGGAAGAGAUCCGCCGGAGCCUGCCGCAAUUGCCGAGAAGCAGGGAUGUGAACCUGCCAAAGAGCAGGAAUAAGAGGGUGUUGCAGCUGCCAAAGAGCAGGAACUGGAACCUGCUACAACUGCAGGGAACCAGGCAGGCGGUGUGCAGGUCAACGGAAUGUGCUUUCUUCUGGAUCCAAUUCUGGUUGGUUUACUCAGGUCACUUUAGGGGGUUUUGGAGGAGGCAAGGCAAAAUACAGAGCACCUAAGUGCAGGAAGGUAAUUCCCUCACAAAAGUCACAAAAAUCAUGUUUAAUUCCAAAUCAUUGGCAAAUAUUAUGGAAAAAGCUAACACACGAAGGCCCAACACUGAUAAUAAAAGUAACAGAAAAACUCGAAAUCAAAACAAAACUAUAGGCGACUACAAUGUGACACAGUGACAAUGACAACGAACAAACAAGGACUGAAAGAAAGCAGGAAACUAAAUACACAGAAGACAACAAGAACACUUGGACAAAACACAAGUGCUGGGGGGAGCUGAUUGGUCGACAAUGUAGAAAGUUGAUUGGAAGAGAGGGCAAAUAACGAAAUGAGCGCAGAAGAUGUGAAAAACAUGGGAUAUAGGAAGAAAGGGAAACAAAACUAAACACAAUCCAAAACAAAAUACAGACCAUGACAAAAACAAUAUUAUAUUAUUGACAGAAUAUAGCUACAAGUAAGAAAAAAGGUAUUUAUGGAAAGAACUACAUGUAAAAUUUGCAAAUUCUAAGAAAAAAUAGUGAAAUAACAAUGAAUGGAGAAUGACUUCUAAACAGCUUUGAUGGAAUUCUGGCCCCCACAUGGCAUCUGUGGUGGGGAAAGUAGUACACUAUCAACAAUGUCCCUCAUGGGGAUGGGGCGCUCCUGACCUAAGCUCGGGAUGUUGGGAGUUGGUGGUAUCAAUACCUCCUCAAUUCUACCGACACACCUUCCCAAUGUCUUAAAAAGCGACUAUCCCAUAGAUUUGAGAAUGAUAAGGGAAUGGCCAACGACUUGAACACCUCCUAUUGAAGAUUUGAAAAGGGACACUUUGACACCCCACACCCAUCCACCUGCAUCACUUACCACCAUCACACCUCUGACUCCCUCUCUUUCCUUGAGCAUCCACGAACAGAAGGUGAGAUGCAUCUUCAAACAACAAAAUAUCAACAAAGUAGGAGGCUCUGACCUUGUGUCUCCACCCUGCCUUGUAGUUUGGGUACCGGGCAAACAGUUCUUCUGGAUGACCCAGUCAACAUGGCACUGCACUUGAUCUUAGAACAACGCGACAGUGCGGGGACCUACAUGAGGAUCCUGUUUGUGGACUUCAGCUCUACAUUGCAAGGACACUAAAGGUGAGCCAGGGAGACACCACUUCAUCUACACGUACCAUCAGCACCAGGACACCCCAAGGUUGUUUCCUCUCUCAACUGCUCUUCUCUCCCUACAUGAAUGACUGUACCAAGCUUGUGAAAAUUUCAAAUGACACCACGGUAAUCAGCCUCAUUAAAGAUGGUGAUGAGUCUGCAUAGCGACAGGAAGUGGAUCGGCUGGAGCCGUGGUGUGGCUGACACAGCCUGGAGCUAAAUACCCUCAAGACAGUUGAGAGGAUCAUGGCAUUCCGGAGGGAUACUUCACCAUAGCUGCCCCUCAUGGUGUCCAACUGCCCUGUGUUAAUCUUUGAGACCUUCAAGUUCCCGGGCAUUACGGUCUCUCAGGACCUGAAGUGGGAGAUCACCAUCAACUCCAUCCUGCAGUUUCUGAGGAAGCACUGCAUCCCACAGGAGCUGUUGAGGCUACCCUAGGUGGAGGAGUUCAAGUAUCUCUGAGUCUUAUUCUAAACUGUGUGAAGAAUGGAGCGGAAGAUCAUCAGGUUGAUCGGUGCAGCGUCUGCAGUGACGAUCUCUGUAUCGACAGUCUCUAUCAAUCAUUCAUGGUGAAGAAAGAGCUGAGGCCAAAGCUCUCUAUUUCCAGGUUGAUCUACCUUCCUCCCCUCACCUAUGGUUACGGGCAGUAGGCCGUGACGGAAAAUACAAGAUCACUGAUACAAGUGGCCAAAAUGAGCUUCUUCCGCUGGGUGACUGGGCGCUCUAUUAGAGCUCAGUCAUCCGGGAGGGCCUCAGAGUCGAACCGGUCCUUCUGCGCAUUGAGUUGAGCCAGAUGAAGUGGGUCGGGCAUCUGGUGAGGAUGCCUUCUGGAUGCUUCACUGGUGUGGUGUCCCAUGCACGUCCCACCAAGCGAAGGCCUCGAGGACAACCCAGGACACGUUGGAGAGCCAAGCUGGCCGGCCUGUCCUGGGAACGCCUCGGAAUCCCCCCAGUAGAGCUAGACGAAGUGACUGUGGAGAGGGAAGGCUGGGCUUCACUUUUGAAGCUGCUGCCCAAAUGACCCGAACUGAAAGAAAAUGGAUGGAUGUAUGAUAAAAAAAAGGCAAACCAUUAAUACGAAUUCCCAUUAAAUAACCACAAAUAAUGAGCGCUGAAUUGAUGUGUGAAAGCAGCUAUUUUAAAAAUGGAAUGAAAAACAAUUAACUAAUAGAAAAUCUAAAAGGGGUAAAAAAGCAAACUGACUUUGAAAAAAUGUCAAUGCAGCAAAUAUAACAUCCAUCCAUCUAUUAUCCGAGCCGGAUAUCCCAACAAGAGUCACAGGAGUGCUGGAGCCUAUCCCAGCCAUCAUCGGACAAGGGAUGGGGUACACCCACGUACAUAGAAAAAAAAAAACAACCAUUUGCACUCAUAAUCACAUAAUUGAUUAAAAGAAACAUUGAAGAAAUUUUUUAUAAUGUUCUACCUGCAUGAAAAAGAAAAAUUUUAGUUUGCACGUGGACAAAGAAAUGUGUUCAAACAUGACAGAGCAAUCUAACAACCCACUUCCUCAUUUUUGGUUUUUGGGGGGGGGAUUUGUGUUUUGGGACAAACAACGUUUUCAUGAACCCAAGCAGAUUUUCAUUCUGUCGUUAAAUCCCCCUUAAAUACAAACCUGAUCCGAUUUACGCAGCUCUCCUCCUGCCUUGUACAUGAACUCGGCUGUGGCGCUAUCCCACCCUGCACUUGGGACCGUAGUCCCAGAACCCAAGUCCUGCUUGUGUCCAGAUGUCACUCACACACGCACACCUAGCAUGACAUAAUUACACGUCCACUGUUACUUUUGGACAUCUUCCUUCAAUGGAAACUGUAAUUGGAAACAAGCUAUUAUUUCAAUUAUGGCAAAUGGCUGAGCUCGUCUAGGCGGCCAAAGUGUGGCAGACGUCACUUAUCAAUUAUGGGGACCUCACUGCCAUAACGCGCUGUGCUAUAUACUAGCUCCAUAUAGCGAGGGGACGGGGGAUGAUGUUGGGGGUUGAACCACCAUUCCAUCCUCUUCCAGUCUGAUUUGUUGGCUGUUUUGGUUGUUGGCUGACAUCCUUUCUUCAAUCAAUGGACCUUGCCAAUUGACCUUUACCACACAUAUCCACGCACACACAUGCACACAUAAAGUGAUGUAAAGCCCCACAUGGUUCCAAUUUCAGGGUUAAUGCACCGCUCCUUGCAAUCUGACCCAAUUAACCCGAGUCAGCUGGAAAUGUCCCAGCUCUCGACGCGGUGGCAAAGAGGUAAAGGUUCAAAGGUGACUACUUGUAUGUAUGCCAGUGUGUUUUUGGGUGGGGGAUGGUGGACACCAAAGGUCUGGCUGUGUGACAGCCAUCACUCAGUAAACCUGUUGCUGCUUGUCACAUGUUCAGCACAGGUGCAAUAUUGAUACAAAUGUCUCACAUAUAGAUAAUGUAUUUUAGCUGUACAAUAUCCUGGUUAGGGAAUACAAACUAGUUCUUAUUGAGGAGUGGUUCCUGGUAAUUCAAUUCCUAGAAAUGUUUUCUUUGGUUGCCUGAUGAUUUUCACUUAUCGAUUAGGAAAGAAAAAAAAGACCAGUGCUUUGACUGGGACUCCACUGCUUGUGGGGGCACUUUUAAAGCGCCUCACAGAAGAAGGGGGGAAAAGCGCUACAUUAUGGAGUGUGAUUUGGCUGAGGCAGCGUAGGGACGAGCAGGGCGGAAAAAAAUUAUUGUAAAAAAAAAUCAAACAGAGUUUUAACAAUGUCUUGGCUACUGGUGAGGCCGCUUAAAGCAACUCGUUCUCAUAUGUAAUUGUGCACAUGGCAUGCUGUGACUGAUAGAAAAACUAGGAGGAGAAAAAAAUAGAACUGGCCGUCAAGGGAGUGCUUGCUACUGACCAGGCUUCUUUAAAACCCACCUUUCUCGGAUGGGCUUCUGGGGAGCACUUAACUCUUUCUGGAGGUGCCUUUUUCUAAAAAAUGUGUUUCUUCAAAACAGGGGUCUCAAACAUGUGGCCCGCGAGGUGAUAUUUUGCGGCCCCCGCCUUAAUAUGAAAGUAUAAUGGGCGUGCGGCCCUUGAGUUUUAUAUGGAUGGCACUUUUACAGUGUUGUGUGCGGAGCAGACCAAUCACAGUGUGGUAGAUGGGCGUGUGACAUCGACCGGUCUUGAUGCAAGGAGAGAAACAAUUUUCAAUGACAAAGUUACAGCAGCGUUGCCAAGGAGAGUUUUUGAAAACAAAAAAUUUUUUACAAGUUUUACACACACCAAAACACAAAAAAACACCAGCGUCCUUCAUCUUAUUUUGUGUUUAAAAAGAGAUGUUUGAGAAGAUGAAAUUGUUUUUAAUUUCUGAUUUUAAUUCCACAUAAGUCUAUGUGCACUGAGGCUUCGGCCCCGCCUCAGCCAGACUCACCCUCCAGCAGCCCCAAGUUAAAUUGAGUUUGAGACCCCUGCUUUAAAAUGUGCAGAAGGUAUUUCGCAAAACUAGGUCAGGUGAUGAUUUUUGUUUUUUUUACCCAACAAUUAUUUGUUAUAUGAGUGGAUUAUCCAUCUAUUUUGUGUACUGGUUAUCCUCUCUAGCGUCGCAGGCAUGCUGGAGCCUAUCCCAGCUAUCUUUGGGCGAGAAGCGGGGUAUACACUUAACUAGUCACCACCCAAUCGCAGUAUGUGUCAUGAUCCUGCCGCUCCAGCCCGGGUUGUGCAGGUGCCCGCGCUGUUGCGCUGAUUGGGAGGCGCACACCUGCGCCUCAUGCGGGCUGAUUAUCCUGGUUAUUUAUAUGACCCCGAUGACGACUGGUCCGCGCCAGAUCGCUGAGCUUCAUGUCCCGUUCGAGUACUCCCGUAUCACUGAUCGACAACCCGGGUGUACUGACCUUCGCCUGUUCUCCGACCAACCCCGUAAGCCUGACUCCUUUGACACUUCUUUCUGCUUUGAUCUUUAUCCCGUGUACCAACUCCUGCCUGCCCGCUCACCUGCUCUCUUCGCCCGACGUCCCAACUACCGCUGCUGCACCUGACGCUGCUUGUCACUCAUCCUUUUUUUUUGCAUAGUCGCCCAAUGUCAAAGAUAAAUGAACAUAAUUUUUAUAAUUUUUCAUUAUGUUCUUUGAAUGCUUAUUUUUGGCGGGUGGGGGGACUUGGAACGGAUGAGUAUAUUUACAUGGGAAAUACGCUUUUACUUAUGAAAAAUUCACAUUAAGAAAGGACUUCCGGAUAGGUUAAUUUCCUAAGUAGAUGUUCCACUGUAUUCACCUUAAUUUUCCCACCUGUUUUUCUCAUCUCUCCAGUUUAUACACGUUCUUCAUGUUGAUGGCCUCAUCUGCUUACAGCUUUGACUUGAUGUUGAUCAGAUGAUCCACUCCAAGAAGAUUUCUGAAUGCUAUUUUGAUACAAUUCAUUCAACUAAAGCCUUUUUCACAAUCUGCACUGGAUGCUUGAAAUGUAUCACAAAUAUCCACGAGGAAUCUUUUCCCUGAUCAGGAUCCACGAUGUGACCUGUGGUAGGGAGGAGAUGACGCAAAGACUGUGACUUUGCUUCUUUUCGUCAUCGCCACAUCCCGCUCUCUUCAUCUCCCAAUGCCUCGCUCUUGUCGGACGGGAGACGGCGACGCUCAGCAGAUGGCUUUGAUGUCAGCACUUGGGACAUCCUUCUUGCCUUCAGCGUUAUCGGAUGACAUCUCCUCCUCCAACAUCUUCUUCUGCUCCUCCUGAACGUGCAGGAGUUCUUCGGUAGUGAGCUCCACACGAUACUCCUCCACCAGGUCCUCAACAUCAUCGGUGUCCAUCUCCAAACCGAAAUUGUGACCCAUUGUCACGAUUUCAUGGAUGAGUUGACGAUCCUCUGGAGUUCUCACGUCGCCACCAGCAGCUCUAGAUAGAAGGAUGACAAACCAGACCACAGUCAACAAGUCCAAUGCCAACAAGCCCAAGGCAGGAGAUGAAACUCGGCAGGAUGACAGCACGGACGUCGGCUACAAAGAUGCCGGCCACUGCAGCCGCAACACCCACAACCUCCUGUUGGGUCUCACCGUUAUGGGUGUGGUGAUGGGAGCGGUGUUGGGCAUGCUGCUGCGCUACAUGAAGGUGACAGAUAGCUCGACCCUCACCAUGGUCUCCUUCCCUGGAGAGAUUCUCAUGAGGAUGCUUAAGAUGCUCAUCCUGCCUCUCAUUAUUUCCAGCCUAAUCACAGGUUUGGCAGGUCUGGAUGCUCGUUCCAGUGGCAGGAUGGGCAGCAGAGCUAUGGUGUACUACAUGAGCACGACCAUCAUCGCCGCCAUCCUGGGCGUCAUUCUGGUGAUCAGCAUUCACCCUGGUAACCCAAAGCUCAAGGGGGGCUCCUCUGCCUCUGCUCCCCCUAGGACCCAGGAAGUCAACAGUCUAGACGCCUUCCUCGACCUUAUCCGCAACCUCUUCCCGGAGAACUUGGUGCAGGCGUGCUUCCAACAGGUCCAGACGGUGCUGAAACAGGUGGUAGUGGCGGCCACAAACCAAACGGAACCAAUUGUAGUCAACAGGAAGAAACUGGAAUACAAAUGGGGCAUGAAUGUUCUGGGCUUAAUCGGCUUUUUCAUCACCUUUGGCAUCUGUAUGGGCAGAAUGGGCGAGCGCAGCAAAAUCAUGUGCGACUUCUUCAACAUCCUCAACGAGAUCAUCAUGACCAUGGUGUCCAUGAUCAUGUGGUACUCUCCGGUUGGCAUCGCCUCGCUAAUUGCAGGCAAGAUCGCAGCCAUCGGGGACCUUGAGGUGGUGGCGCGGCAGCUGGGCAUGUACAUGGUGACCGUCAUCGUUGGCCUGGUGAUACACGGGGGUCUCAUCCUUCCCGCCAUCUUCUUCGGCAUCACACGCAAGAGCCCCUUCACCUUCUACUCAGGCAUCUUCCAGGCGUGGAUCACGGCACUGGGCACGGCCAGUAGCGCUGGGACCUUGCCGGUGACGUUUCGUUGCCUGGAGGAAAACCUGAAGAUCGACAAGCGCGUCACCCGCUUCGUACUGCCCAUCGGCGCCACCAUCAACAUGGACGGCACAGCACUCUAUGAGGCCGUGGCGGCCAUCUUCAUCGCACAGAUGAACGACAUUACAUUGGAUGGCGGCCAGAUCGUCACCGUCAGCAUGACAGCCACCCUGGCCAGCGUGGGAGCAGCCAGCAUUCCAAGUGCCGGAUUGGUCACCAUGCUACUGAUCUUGACAGCCGUGGGCCUACCCACACAGGACAUCAGUCUGCUCAUCGCUGUUGACUGGCUGCUCGACCGGAUGCGGACCUCCAUCAAUGUUGUGGGUGACUCUUUCGGGGCCGGCAUCGUAGACCACUUGUCCAAAGCAGAGCUCCAGGAAAUAGACGCAGCCGAAAUGCAAAUUCUCCCGGUGGAGGAGGAACUGGAUUUCAUCCCCCCGCCACCCAUCCUGACUGAAAUGGACCUGGUGGACCCGCUCAAGCCGCCUGAGCUGCCCCCCCGUUCGCCCCGUCCUCCCAAGCAGAACCAUCAUGGCCACGUCCUGUCCCAGUCCCACUCUAUCAACUACUCGCCAUCCCGUUCUAUCCGUUCCCCUUCACCGCGCUCUAUCCGUUCGCCCUCUCCACGUUCCGUGUGCUCCCACUCUCACUCCCCUCGGCCUUUCCGUGCCCACUCACCUCGCCUCCUCUGCAGGACGGAGCCGGGCUACAGCGCCCUGCCCAGCCACGAACACCAGCUCCCUGCCCUGCCUCACUGCUACCGCGACCAUCCGCACCGAGAGAGCGAGACGGAGGAGGACGAAGAACGAGAGCGUGUCCUCGGCGAGGCCAGCGACGGCGAGGAGAGCGACGACACCGCUUACGACCGGCGGCACGCCAUCCUGCCGUGCGACCUACCUUGAAAACAUCUCAUGUCCAUUUGGUUCAAUCCAUGUUAAAAUCAAAGUACCUCUCAUAUGAUGGUAAAAUUAUUAAAUUAUCUCUCACUGUCUUGGUUCAUCAUUUUCAACAGAGAAACGCUCCCCUCAUGAAAGCCUUGUUUUUGCCAGGCAUCACGAUUGGGUCCAGUUGGAUACAGUAUGGGGAAAGGUUGUUCAUACUGGACCAGUUUUUGUGCACCCUGAACCUUGGCCUACCAAAAGUGGUAUGCCAAAUAAUCUCCUUCAUUUUGUCACCUUCAAGUGGACAAUACCACUUGGUUGAAACACGCCGUCGCUCCCGGUUUCUCCUACCGUCUCUCGGCACUUUGUAAUUUUUCUUUAUGUGAUGUUCUUGCUUGAUGACUCAUAGUUGCUGAAACGCACACAUCACACACUUUUUUUUUUUGUCACUGGUUUUGUGUUGACUUUUAUUCUGAUUUUAUCUUGUUUCACCUGGAAUACACAGCCGUGCACCUCCCACUUCCCGACUCCGCUUGAAUGUCUUUUUUUCGACAUGGCAGGUCUGUGUGUGUGUGUGUGUGUGUGUGUGUGUGUGUGUGUGUGUGUGCGCGCGUGUG
Molecule: messenger RNA, 14027 nt
Organism: Syngnathoides biaculeatus (alligator pipefish)
Lineage: Eukaryota; Metazoa; Chordata; Actinopteri; Syngnathiformes; Syngnathidae
Gene: slc1a9
Product: solute carrier family 1 member 9
Exons: 16
Coding region: 11461-13431 (656 amino acids)
Biological process (GO): L-glutamate transmembrane transport
Cellular component (GO): plasma membrane
Molecular function (GO): glutamate:sodium symporter activity; L-glutamate transmembrane transporter activity; neutral L-amino acid transmembrane transporter activity
Source: RefSeq, a predicted model, not a curated record